Molecule: messenger RNA, 2162 nt
Organism: Solanum pennellii
Lineage: Eukaryota; Viridiplantae; Streptophyta; Magnoliopsida; Solanales; Solanaceae
Product: autophagy-related protein 18a-like
Exons: 6
Coding region: 1629-2033 (134 amino acids)
Biological process (GO): autophagy of mitochondrion; nucleophagy; protein localization to phagophore assembly site
Cellular component (GO): extrinsic component of membrane; cytosol; phagophore assembly site membrane
Molecular function (GO): phosphatidylinositol-3-phosphate binding; phosphatidylinositol-3,5-bisphosphate binding; protein binding
Source: RefSeq, a predicted model, not a curated record
AGCUUGAAAAUACUGAUUUAAGUGGCACUUUGCGCAAUGUCCAUAAAGUCUUUGUGGUGACUCAGGUGAUUAAGAAACCUGAAGGGUCUGGCGUGCUUCCCUUUUAUCUCUUCAAUUGUGACACAAAAGGACAUGAUCAGAGAAGUGUGGGUCUUUUGCAUCAACUUGCAGAUGUGGCCAUAGAGUCAUCCAAGAAAGGUUCACAAUGGCCCUGUCAAUUCUGCCGUGAACAUGAGAAUUUGUCCAGGUAUAUAACCUUCCAACAGUCUUAAGCACGGACAAUCCAGUAUUAGUCAGUAAGUUCCCUCCUUCACAUCAGCAUCCUGAAUUUGGCUCCCCAACCUAUCGUCUAGAUUUAGAACAGCAUUGAAAUCACCCAUUAUCAACCAUGGUUGUUGAUUGGUGGGUUCCAUUCCUUCAAGCAGUUGCACAUGUCAAUCCUAUCCUUGAUGGUAUGAAGUCCAUAGACUGCAGUGAACAUGAAACUUAUAUCCCCGUUUCUUUGAUGAAUAGAACAGUGCACCAGUGACCUUUUUCAUUUGAUCCAUACCAGCUCCAUUGGGGAAAGACUUUCUUCGCUAUGCCGGGAGCCUUUUGCUUUGUGACUCGAUGUUUGGUUAUAGCUAAAACUACUAUGUUCUCCUUCUUUAUUACUCAAGGCAGCUCUUUGUGUUUGAACUGCUUAUUGAAGCCCCUUACAUUCCAGGAGGCUACUAUCAUUGAGUUUUCGGUAAGGGUGACAGGAGUCUCCUGCAGUGGACUAAAGCAAUUAUUAAAAUCACCUUGGGCUCUCUCUUGACUGGUGCCAACAAGGUGUUUGCUGGUCCAAUUUCGCAGCAAGAUGGACAGUAUUGCAGACACCAUUCACACUCGUAUACGGGCUAAAAGGAAAGUAAGACAAAUAAAUUAUAAGGGAGGGAGUAAGUGAGUGGAAGAAAAUGCAUAGCAUGGAAGACUCAUGAAGGAAUUAUUUCUUUGCAUUGAUACUUUUAGUCUGAUAUGUUGUCAGUAAGAUUUUUUUCUAAUCCGGAUAUUUAUGUUGCUGCUUUCUCCAAACUCGUUGAUGAUUAACUGCGUGCAUGUUUAACUCUUGACUGGCCUUAUUCAAAAACAUGUUUAACAUUUGAUGCUCAGAUUCUAGCUUCUUCUGUUUUCACUAUUAAUAAUUUAUCUUACUGGGAACUAGUCAUAUAUGCAUUCAAGUAGAUUUUGAUUCUUGAAUCUGAUUGAUCUUCCACGUUGUUUGGUCGUUUCUUAGGUUACACAUUGCCGAUUUCCUGAUUAGAGCCACGUUAGUAUAUCAGCAAUGGUUUGUGCUUAAUGAAAUGACUCUAAGUUUUUGUAGACAUGAUUCCUUAUCUCCUAUAACUGUCCUUCUAAAUCUGGAUGAUAUUCAACUCAAGCUUUUGGUAGUGGUAAGAGCGCAAUGCUUGAUGUGCGGAAGGACUGCCUCGUGGUAGUUCUUGAGCAUAAGAUAUUUGUGUACAAUUUUUCUAAUCUGGAGUUGUUAUUUCAUAUGGAAACAACUACGAACCCAAAGGGGCUCUGUGAGGUUUCACAAACUGCUGAUCAACUUGUAUUGGUAUGCCCUGGUCUGCAGAAGGGUCAAACAUAGUGCUUCAAAAAGCAUGAAAUCUAUUGUAGCACAUGAUUCAGUUCUUGCAUGUUUUGCUCUUACGAGGGAAGGCAACCUGCUAGCAACAGCAAGCACCGAGGGUACACUAAUCCGGAUUUUCAACACGCUAGAAGGUAUAUUGUUGCAGGAGGUAAGAAGGGGUUCGGAUAGAGCAGAAAUAUAUAGUUUGUCGUUCUCUCCAACUGCUCAGUGGCUAGCUGUCUCCAGCGACAAAGGCACUGUUUCACAUAGUUAUAAAGCUCUCGGACUCUUCCCAAGUAUGUUAGCUCAGAAUGGUCUGUGGCUCAAUUCCGACUGCCUGGUGUUUCUCGGCUGGGACGGAAGCUUUUUCAGAUGCAAGUUUGAUCCAGAAUAUAGGCAAGUUAGCAUAUACAACCAACAGACUUCAAUUUGUUGAUGUACAAAAAAAAAGAAAGAAGAUUUUGAUAUAGUUGAGUGAAAAUGUAUAUCCAGAGUUUCCAACAACAAACAAUUCCUUGUAUAGUAAAGAUGCAUGAGUUUUCCCUUUUAGUAGAAAUAUAAUUGU